GAAUACCUUUGAUCUGGUUUCCGUAAAUAAAAUAGAGAGAAAAUCAGAGAGACGGACAGACACUUCCUGAGCCAGUCGCCCGGGUCUCUCUGUGUUUGCGUGGAUAUUUGUGAGAACAUGGAGACGCUCGAAUGCGAUUUGCGCCUCCAGACUUUUACUGCGGACAUACUUUCUCUUUUGCAUAUUUAUUUUUUUUACUAGAGAGGCUCAGAUUUUUUUAACGUCUUCGACUCAGCUUUGAAACGCGUCUCCUUUGUGAAUAAACCUGCAGUGACAAUGAAAACCGGCAGCAGCUUUUCUCACCGUCUGCUGAUGCUGAUUUCAAUCACUUUAGUCCCAGUUCUAAAAGCAGAAGAAGUGACAGGAUAUGUUGGCAGUGAAGUCACCCUCCCAUGCCCCGCAAACCAAGGACCAAACUUUGACAAUGUUACACAAGUGCAGUGGGACCUGCUGGGACCAGGAGGGAAUAAGACCAGCAUCAUUGUUUUUAACACACAACAUGGGGAGCAUAAGCAUGAGUCUCCUCUGAAAGAGAGAGUAAAGGUGGACAGGCAAUCGUUGACAAUAAAGGACGUUGGAGUGGCAGAUGCAGGGUUGUACAAAUGUGUCCUCACCACGUUUCCCAGUGGUUCAUCUCAGAGAAUCACCAGACUUGUCGUUCAAGAGCAGAGGCCGUUAUCUACAGGAAUUGUUUCUGCGAUCGUCAUUGCCGUCGUUUUGCUGUUUGUGAUCCUCUCAGCCACGGCUUACCUCCUCUUCAUCAGAAAGCAUGAUCCAGCUGUCAGUUUCCACGUCCAAAUAGACACAUCUGGUCAGGUGGCAGGUGCAACCAGGCCAUCGUUUAUUGUAAAAGAGCCGGAAGUGGUGUAUGCUGACGUGAAGCAUAAAUCAUCAAGAGAUGGCACUUCAUCCAAUAUCAAACCCAAAGACACUGAACAGGGUCAUGAAGUUACAUACUCUGAGGUCAAAGUUGUGCGACUACAACUCCAGCGCGAUUCCGUCUGCACACAUGCCAUUUCCAGUUGUUGAAAAAACUAUUAAGAAAGACUUCAGUGCCAUUGACAUACUACAUUUGAUCCUAAUCAUCGGCCCCUCAACACAGCAUGUUAACAAACUCUUACUUGAACUAACAGAAAACCAACAUUCCAGUCUGCAUGUGACACAUUUGUAGCCUGCAGUUGCCCUAUUAAGCCAUUUAUUGGCUUAAUCAUGCAACUUUGUCAGGUUUAAUGUCUAAUGUCAUAACACAUAAUACUUAAAAAAUUCAUCUGAUCCUUACAUACAGCCCAUUACUCAGUAUAAUUUGAAUAAUUCCAAAUUAAGAAAUUGCUAUUCUUUUUAACUAAAUGGCAGUGGAAGCCGUUUUAGCAGCAAUUACUGGGAGCCAUCAUUCUUUGUGUACUGUUAUUAAUUCUGGUACACUUCUUUCCAUUUGAAUCGGUUUACUGAAAUUGCAAUUUUCUUUAUACAAAAUUACACUUCUCUGCGAUCACGGCUGAUGUCUUUUCUCCGUGGCACAUAAUUAAACCACUCCUGAACGCUUUGAGCUGCAAACAGCAGCGGUGGGUGGUUGCUUCAUGACUUCUUUAUUUUCAAUGGGAGUAGUCCAGCUGUAUUUUUUCCUUUUUUUUUUUUU
Messenger RNA from Menidia menidia (Atlantic silverside), 1636 nucleotides. NCBI's taxonomy places the organism in Eukaryota, Metazoa, Chordata, Actinopteri, Atheriniformes, Atherinopsidae. The record is from the annotation of a GenBank genome assembly.